AUGAGCCUCAGGGGGACCACAGGCGACAACACGCGCCUGCUUGGGCAGGCUCUUGAGGAGGAGGAGGAGGAGGAGGAGGAGGAGGAGGAGGAGGAGGAGGAGGAGGAGGAGGAGGAGGAGGAGGAGGAGGAGAUGCAGGCGGAGGGCGUCAAGGAGGUGGCCGUGGCAACCGGCCUGGAGGUGCUAUACCAGGAGACCCCCAACUACCGCGGAGCGGCGGCCGAGGCUGACCGCAUGGCCGAGCCAAGGCAGGCCACGUAA
Molecule: messenger RNA, 261 nt
Organism: Closterium sp. Naga37s-1
Lineage: Eukaryota; Viridiplantae; Streptophyta; Zygnematophyceae; Desmidiales; Closteriaceae
Source: the annotation of a GenBank genome assembly